This is a messenger RNA of Drosophila sulfurigaster albostrigata, 1698 nucleotides long. RefSeq lists its product as uncharacterized. Gene Ontology annotation, molecular function: long-chain fatty acid-CoA ligase activity. Bases 50 to 1663 code for a protein of 537 amino acids. The record is from RefSeq and is a predicted model, not a curated record. Gene Ontology annotation, biological process: fatty-acyl-CoA biosynthetic process; long-chain fatty acid metabolic process. The transcript is spliced from 3 exons. NCBI's taxonomy places the organism in Eukaryota, Metazoa, Arthropoda, Insecta, Diptera, Drosophilidae.
UCAUUAGCUCAAACAUUCAACCAACAAGCAUUGAAGAGCAAACAUCAUAAUGAAGUACAUACCAGAGAUCAAUUACAAUGCCGAUGAUAAAGUGUGGAGUGGCCAAGAGCCGCCCGCAUAUUUCGCAAGUGAUCUUUCUGUCGGGGAAGUUAUUUUCCAUGAAAUGCAACGCCAUCCAAAACUUAUUGCGCAGAUAUCCGCCUCGGAGAAUACGGUGUUGACAAGGGAAGAACUCCUCUUGAACUCAAUGCGAGUGGCCAACUACUUGAGGAAUAUGGAACUUGAGCAAUCGGAUGUCAUUGGACUUAUUGCCAGGAAUACUACGCAUAUAACAGCUGUUGCCUAUGGCUGUUUCUUUAAUGCCAUGGCUUUUCAUUCGCUCAACAUAAAUUUCGAGCAGGAGAAGAUUGAACACCUCUUUAACAUGACCAAGCCAAAGAUUAUAUUUUGCGAUGGCGAUGAAUACGAGAAGGUAAAGGCUGCCACAAAGCAACUGAAUGUGCGAAUUGUGACAAUGAGGAAUCACAAGGUUGGUUCCAUCACCAUUGAGGAAGUUCUUAAGACACCCGUUGAUCAAUUCUUUCAACCUGCACGCCCAGAAUUGGGAAGCAAGCAGAAUUUGGUAAUUCUCUGCUCCUCGGGCACAACGGGAAAUCCUAAGGCUGUGACUAUGCCUAACAAUCCUGCUGACACCAAAAUGUUUCCUUUUGUAACCACCGUGGAUGUUCUGUACUCACCAAGUACUCUGGAUUGGGUAACAGGAUUACUUGUUACCAUUACAUCUGGAAUUCGAAGCGCAACACGUAUAAUUUCGGAUACACCCUUCAAUCCAAGUGAUUUAUUGCGACUCAUUAAGAAAUACAAGGUCACAUUUCUAAUGCAAGCUCCCCCACAUAUGGCGCUUAUGAUCAAUUGCCCCGAAUUCAAUGAGGAUUAUCUGAGCAGUAUACUUUAUUGUAUAUACACAGGAGCCGGUUGUUCAUUGGAAGUGCAACAAAGAUUUCGACAGCGGCUUUCACCCCAAAGUUUAUUCGUUUUUAGCUAUAGCUUUACAGAGUUCUGUGGCGUGGGAUCGAUUAAUUUGCACUUUGAUCAGAAACCUGGCUCAGUAGGUCGUUUAGCGGGUGGCUACAAAUUGAAAAUUCUAAACGAUCAACGUGAAACAUUGGGACCAAAUCAAGUUGGUGAGAUUUGCUUACACUCGGGCAAAUAUUGGGCCGGAUACUAUGGCAAUCCUGAGGAAAGUCGAAAGUUACGAGACAGCAACUUGUGGUAUCAAACUGGCGAUUUGGGUUACGUUGAUGAUGAUGGAUUCCUCUAUAUUGUGGAUCGCAAAAAGGAUAUGCUAAAGUAUUCGGGCUUGAUGUAUUAUCCUCAUGAGAUUGAAAACGUUAUUAGCCAAAUGCCAGAAGUUUCAGAAGUUUGUGUUUUCGGUGUCGUGAUUAAUAAUGAAGACGCCGCAGCUGCAGCAGUUGUAAAGAAAAUUGGAACCCAAUUGGAGCCUCAGGAUGUUAUUAAUUUUGUAGCGAAGAAUGUGAAGGCUAAGCAUAAGCAUUUGAAUGGCGGUGUCUUUGUGCUUGACGAUCUGAAGCGGACAAACAACGGCAAAACAGAUCGACGUGCAACAAGAUCAUACUGUCUAGAUAAGGUAGUAAAAGUCUGAUUGUGAUUAUAAUAAUAUUAAUAUCAUUUACAUAA